GAAGAAGGUGAGGGAGGAGGAAGGUUCCUUCCUUCCUACAUGCCGCCUUGCCCACUUCAACCCACCAAUCUCCGCCCUCUUUCAAUUCCAGAUCCAAAUCCAAAUCCAGAUCCUCCUUCCUUCACUUCAUCUGCAUCUGCAUCUGCAUCUGCAUCUACAUAUCUGCAUCUGCAUCAGUCAGACUCCGUUUAUUGACUUCAUCUUCAUCUUCCUCCUCCUCGCAGACAGCGGUUCCAGUAUGAUCUGCCCACCUAUUUAAACCUCUUCCUUCAUCUCUGCAUCAAGAAAUUCAGACGAGAGGGAAGACAAGAAGGAGACGAUUUCAAAAACCUUCGUGGUCGGCGGUUUGGGUGUUGAAAUCUGGAAUGGUCAAUUUCCCAAAUUGGGGUUUUGGGGUGCUGCUUUACAAGGGGCUGUUGGUUUGCACCAGUUCUUGAGAGGUUUCGAGGGAAGUGAAUUGCAAGGAAAGCGUCUUGGCCCAAGGCUCACCCUUACGCCUUCAACAAAUAUGGCUUCAACACAAUGCUUUCUAUUUUUGUAUUUGACACAUUGACUUAAACCUUUACACUCCGCUCCCUCAUCGUUACAGCUUCAUGCCAAAGUGCCCUUGAACUUCUUAGUCCUUCAAGUUCCAUUCCAUUUCCUUUAACACCAACACCUUAUUACUUGUGGGAAGUCUUUGGAAAAACACUACCAAAUGGGAUCUAAUAUGUUGGAGUUAUCAUCAGAAAAUAUCGAUUUGGAUUCGGAUGAGGAGAGCCCGUUAACAUUAUCACAAUCUGCAGUUGCAAAACAAUCUUUUCAGUUCGAGGUACCUCAUACAAGUGUCCCCAAAUCCAAAUCACAAGUCCUCAAAAAGUUACAAUACACUGCUUUCCACAGUGUCAACGUUGUCUUGUUCAAAGCCAAGAUCAAUGUUUUGCUUCCUUUUGGACCUCUUGCAGUAUUACUACACUACCUCACAGGCCGCCAUGGAUGGGUCUUCUUUUUUAGCUUACUGGGGAUUACACCUUUAGCUGAACGACUGGGUUAUGCAACCGAGCAGCUUGCAUGUUAUACAGGGAAUACAGUUGGAGGUCUUCUAAAUGCAACGUUUGGCAAUGCAACAGAAAUGAUUAUUUCAAUAUAUGCAUUAAAGAAUGGGAUGAUUAGGGUUGUUCAGCAGUCAUUAUUAGGUUCCAUCUUGUCAAACAUGCUGUUGGUGCUUGGUUGUGCUUUCUUUACUGGUGGUGUAGUUCAUUAUCCAAAAGUUCAGCGUUUCAACCAAACGGCUGCAAUAGUUAGUUCAGGGCUGCUGUUGAUGGCUGUAAUGGGUAUACUAUUACCAGCGGUGCUUCAUUUUACACACACAGAAGUUCAUUUUGGGAAGUCUGAGUUGGCACUUUCAAGGUUCAGCAGCUGUAUAAUGCUGGUGGCAUAUGCAAGCUAUCUUUUCUUUCAACUGAAAAGUCAUACUAAUCUUUAUGAUUCAGUUGAUGAGGAAAGAGAGAAUAACGAGGAGGAUUCUGAUGAAGAAGAGGCUCCCGAAAUUACAAUGUGGGAAUCAAUUGUUUGGCUUACCAUCUUGACAUUAUGGGUUUCUGUAUUAUCUGGAUACCUCGUUGAUGCCAUACAGGGAGCAUCUGACUCAUGGAAUAUGCCUGUCUCUUUCAUUAGUGUAAUCCUGCUUCCCAUUGUUGGUAAUGCAGCUGAACAUGCAAGUGCCAUCAUGUUUGCCAUGAAAGAUAAACUUGACAUAACACUUGGAGUAGCAAUUGGAUCAUCAACUCAGAUAUCCAUGUUUGUGAUCCCAUUCUGUGUGGUUGUUGGUUGGAUAAUGGGGCAGCCAAUGGACUUGAACUUUCAGCUCUUUGAGACAGCUACUCUUUUUAUCACAGUGUUAGUUGUUGCAUUUAUGCUGCAGGAAGGAACAUCAAAUUACUUCAAAGGUGUGAUGUUAAUCCUAUGCUAUCUGAUUGUUGCUGCGAGUUUCUUUGUACACGUGGAUAAAUCUGAUGAUGAGUAGGCUGGGAGUGAUGGCGAUUGUUGUAAUUUUGUGAGGAACGAACGAACUAUUAGUUGUUGAUGAUGUAGAAUUGUGGAAAACAAAGAAAAAAUUUAUAUGGUUUUGGUUGAAAAUUAGAUGUAAGCAGCCAGCCACUAGUGAAAUGAAAUGCCUGCCCUUGUUUCAACUACAUGUAAAAAUCUACUUAUUUGUUUCUGUAUUUUUCCCUUUUAUACAGUAAACCGCUUUUUUU
Helianthus annuus (common sunflower) is the source of this 2237-nucleotide messenger RNA. RefSeq names its product vacuolar cation/proton exchanger 3. Gene Ontology annotation, biological process: calcium ion transmembrane transport; intracellular calcium ion homeostasis. Bases 698 to 2005 code for a protein of 435 amino acids. Gene Ontology annotation, molecular function: calcium:proton antiporter activity. The transcript is spliced from 12 exons. Gene Ontology annotation, cellular component: plant-type vacuole membrane. The record is from RefSeq and is a predicted model, not a curated record. NCBI's taxonomy places the organism in Eukaryota, Viridiplantae, Streptophyta, Magnoliopsida, Asterales, Asteraceae.